Messenger RNA from Caenorhabditis sp. 36 PRJEB53466, 8735 nucleotides. NCBI's taxonomy places the organism in Eukaryota, Metazoa, Nematoda, Chromadorea, Rhabditida, Rhabditidae. The record is from the annotation of a GenBank genome assembly.
AUGGCUGACCCUACCUUUGCGGAGCACGUCGCCAAUACGAACAGCCGAUUAGCUUCCAUUAAAGCUGUGAGUUUCGGGGAGGAGCCCGUUUAUGGUAAUCAUGCAAACGGAUAGUAUAACGGUUACUUCUUAAUGUUUUCUAUAAAGUGCUUACACUUUACAUUGUUAUUCUGCCUUAUGAAAAUCAUCUGUAAUCAAGUUUUAGCUAUUCCGCCAAUUGAGUGUUCUUUGAUUCUUGAUAAUAUUAUGCAAUCUUUGUACAGAGUCCCCCAUUCCCACGCUUUCUAUUCCCUUCUCAACGUCUUCCUUCUUUUCAGAGUCUCAUAGACGCCCUCACUUUUCCGGAAGCAUGCGCCGAACUGACCAAAUGGUGCUCGGACCAAAGAGCAUUCACGGCUCAUUUCGAAGAGAAUCUCAUGCUCGCUCUGCAGGUUAAACCUUGAUUGAUCCUCAAUUUCUAAUUAUCAGGCUCUGCAGGUGGCUAUGGAGAACGGCACGAAGGAGAAUUACGAUUUUAACCUGACGCACGGCUUAGUGACCGCCUGCUUUUCGCAUCGGAAACACCUUUCGAAGCCAUCUGCCAGUAAGUGAUUCGCCUUCAUUCUUACUGAAUUCUCUGUUCCCGUUCGGUCCGUUCUCUCUCAUUCCCUUCGUUUCUGCACUUUUUCACUUUCUCACCUCUCAAACCAUAUCAGUUUUUUUCGGAAAUCAAAUUUUCACUUCGUGGUUGUGAUGAUAAUUGAGCACAAUUCCAGUGAACUUGUGGUUCGCCGAAAUUUCAUUUGUCUGACUCGGACCCAAAGAAUAAUUGCAUUCCGUCCAGUAGCAUUGUUCAAAAACUAAUCUAAAAUGCAUCGCAUUGCCAUUUUCUCGCACACAUAAACUUUUAAAAGGGCACAUGCUCGUCCUCUCUAAUAGUUCAAAAACCUUGCCUUUCUAAUCUUCUCUCGAAGUAUUAUUACUACGAUAUAGUUGUUUAUUUCAUAAUAUAACGCAUCAUCCUAUUUUAUUUUCAGCCAGAAUCGGUCGUUGGUACGAACAAAUGCGUCGUCUGAAAAAGAACGGAGGGAAGAGGAAACGGGCUCCUCCGAAGCCGAAAGAGCCCCCAAUCACAGCUGCAGCACCCACGGUUCCUCCCGUGAACGGAUCGCUUCCCCCGCUGACGUCACCGUGCCCUCCUCCUCCUCCUCCUCCUUCUUCUUCGAACGGACAGUCCGCCGAGAACAACAACUUCAUGAUCUCUCCUUCUUCCGACGGGUGAGUCCCUCUCUUUCAUUCAUCUUCGAUCGUCGGUCUGCUUCCAUCCAGCACACUCACACUCACACAUACACACCGAUAUAACGACAAAAAACACGCACGCAUAGGCAUAGGCGCUCGCCCGCUCACUCGGAGACACUCACCAAAACGCAUUUUGCCUUUUUUGAUGAUUGAAUCCAAACUAUACGAAACACAUCAAAUCGGAAACACAAAAAGUUACCGUGGACAGGCGCUAAGAAACAAUCUUACUGUAGUUGUUGGGCGAGAAGCUUGGAUUAUGACGUGACGUGUUUUCGCGUGCUUACGUGAAGGGGUAUUCUUAUGACGUGGAACAUAGUCCACACUUUGACAUCCCUUUCGAAUAUCGUUGAAGAUGGAGCCUUCUAGCCUACCCUAAGCUUUUGCCAAUGUUAUCAUUCGGGGCAGAAAUAAUAGUCACUUUGUAUCUUCUAUAUCUUUUUUCUCUCCACCAAUCUCCACGCUCUUCUCUCCGUUUCUUCCACCCAAAUUCUGGCAGAGACACCAGCUUUCGCUCACACACACUCAUAAGAUUUUUCGAAAAAGCUCAAGCACACACACGCUCACGCCACUCUCCAUCUCCUCUCAGCCGCCAUCGUUCCACCCAUUUUUGGAUGGAACAAGUGAGAGCUCAACACCGUUGUUAGGAGCACAAGAAGAAAAAGAAAAAGAAGAAGGGAUGGAGGCACCACAAGACGUCGUGCUCCUUCUUCUUCUUCUUCUUCUUCUUCUUCUUCUCGUGCAUGUGCGCAUUCGUGAGUCGAGAUAGCGGGGCAAAAGGGAGGAGGAGGCCGCCGAGCCGGGGCGCGACAGCGAAUUUUUGCGGCUCCGCUUCAUCAAUUAGACCACAGCACACACACACAGAAACAGAGGGAUUCUGGUGGUCCUCCAUCCGAAACAUCCCAACCUUCCAUUCACACUUUCUGACUUACACACUCCUGCAAUAAUACGGUAGGUUCAAGUUCUUCUACCGUAACCCUUUUCCCAUCUAGAAAUGUAGGUGGUGCAGAAAUUUGAUCGCUCAUGAAAGACGUUGCUUUUCCUCUGUGUUUGCCGGCCGAACAUUAACUAGAUACCGAAUGGCGAGCACCGGAAGUUGAAGUUUUCAGUCACGGGAUAAAUAUUCAGCUGGCUACAAAAAACGUUUAUUAUGGUUUGCAAGACUGCAGGACUCGUCUGCUAAAAACGAUUGCUCGCCCUCCCGAGGACUUGUUUUUAGAGUAAAACUGAUCGGAAGUGCAAGUGAUCUACUCAGAGAGCACGAGCAAACAGUAAAACACGGACUAAAAGUGUCGAGGACCUAGUAUGAUACCUCACACAUCUAGAGAUAUUGGUGGUGUUUAAAGCGUUCGAACAUUCCUGCGUGGCCGUCUAAUCCGGGCGAUAAUUUCUAUGCGUAUGCAGGUGGUGCGCCCCUUCCUCAAUUGGUUUAUAACAUCGUCGUGAGAUGACUCGUGUACCGUAACAUGUUCCGAACCGCCGUCAGCCUAUCUCUGCCGUGAGAGAAAAUGGUGCCCUGCAAUUCGGUUCAAGGCUAUUUGAUCAACGUAACUAAUUCACUUUCCCUUAUUUGGAAAACUAUUUUCAGUAACCAUUUUCACAAGUAACCAGGUUGGCUGGAAUAGUUUUAGUUCUUUGCGCGAAACGUAAGGAACGUCAGAGAGCGUCAGAUACCUAUAUCUGGUUCGUGGCCAAUCUGACUCGACCAGUCGGCCAGCCACCUUCAUCUCAACUCUAGGCAUGCAUGCCAACAGCCACUUUCGAUUGACACAUAUCCAGUCAGUCGGCCGGCCAUUCGCCUCCACUUUCCGCCGUCUAUUCCUAACGGUCGCCGCGAGCCGAGGUGUUAUCAUCCUCCUCCGACCCCACUGUUUGCAUGCGUUUACUAGACACAUUAUCAUGCCUUCUCCAGUGAGCCAGCCCUCUUUCUCUCGCUGGUCUCUACUGUCUGUACCCUUGUUGCGAGGUGCGCCGUCUUCCAUCGCACGUCUCAUAGUCAGCGAGGUGCGAAAGUGUGCGCAAAAGAGUGAGACGCAGAUCGCGUACUGUCAAGCGACUCUGAACGCGCGGCCGAUCGGCGGCCAACAGACCUAUCGUCCGAGGAGGGCACAGCCAAGCUCGGUCGCCGCAACACCCGGUUUCUCAGUCUCCGCGCGCAAUACACUCUUUAGUCCUCCUCGGUUGGGUCGUCCGUCCGUCCGGCCUGUCCUCCCUGCAUUCCUCCUUCUCCUAUUCCUCAUCAUUCUCCUAUUCCUCAUCAUUCUCCUCUUCGAAGCCUUGUACAUAUUAUGAGCGCAUUUCACACCAAUCAAUUCUAUAGGUUUGCCAAUAAAAUCAAUUAGUUAUCCAGUAGAUCACUAUUUCUCGACAUACUACAUUCGUACGUCUGUUUUUUAUUUUGCCCCGACCGCCGCCGUCAAAUCAUCUGCCCCGCGUGCUCCUUGCUUCCUCUGCCACCAGUCUUUUGUUUAUGUGCUCUUCCUGAAGAGUGGCGGCGGCGCAGCGAGAUGUGCUCAUCGACUCCGGAGGCUCCACCAAAUAUGGCAAAUAAAGGUCCCCAGCAGCAGUUACUCUCGUAGCUUCCUUUUGACACACAAUCCUUUUGAUUGAUAAUUUGUUGACCUUUUCUUGUGAGCUCAAGUCGUGUACCUCCGUGCCUCGUGCGCCAAAUAGGAAGAGAACGUGCACCAGAAUCGCCCUUUCUCUGAUGUCUUUCCGUCCUUUUGGCAGGUAGUUUCAUGCCACUCUGCCACGCUCUCUCUAAACCUCUUCGUCUCUCACACUCUUUCUCACGGCUGCUGCCAUGCCAUUGUUCUUUUUGAACAAAAACUUUCAAAGUUGUCUAUGAUGAUUCUGCCCGCUUCUGAAAUUUUUGUAGACCGGCAUCCGCUCGCUUUUCUUUGUCAGGUGUUUUUCUCACCUUUCAUUCAUUUCGAAUCAAUAGAUAAACAGUCUGAAAGAGACUGUGUAGAUCAAAUAAAUCUACGGGCAAAUCCACAGUGUUCUUUUAUGCCGCGUCUAAAGGUAAAAAUACCCGGAGAUCACGCGGAUUUUGCUGGGAUUUCUUUGAACUUUUGACGCUUUUUUUUACUUUUGACGCGGCAUUACCUUCUUCAUGCCUUCUCCAUUCCGAACAAACGAACGAGUGAAAUGUUUGUGCUGGUGUUUUUGGCCGUCGUCAUCGUCGUCGCCGUAGAGUGUGUUCGUCGGCUUCCGCGUCCUCUCCCUCUGCCUCCUCCUCCCGUUUUACUUGUUUUUUUUUCUUUCUGGGUGGCAGGCAACCUGGCGACGGCCCCUCCGUCCAUUCGACGUUGCCGUCGUUCGUCCGCCCGCUGAAAAUGAAGAACCGAGACAGAGACGUGAGCGACGAAGUGACGUCACUUCUGACGGAUGCCGUUAAGGCUCGAGACUCGGAAUGGAAUGACUCGGGCUGCCUAGAUGUAGAUGUCAUUUGAGAGUGGAGAGACAAGACAAAUCCGAAAGCCAUCUCAUAGUGGUCUCCUGACUUACCCGUUGGAUUGAUUGGCGUCUUUGCGUCAGAAGAAGAAACCUUUCCUGUUGGCACUAGACGUUUCCGUGGGCGGCGCCAAGAUGAACAAGUUCUCCAUUCUAGAUCGCCUCCAAGAAUGGCGUGCACCUUACUCCAGAUCUUUUCCAACUAGAGGUCAGAAACAGGUUACUGGACGAACUGAAACUAUAUUGGUUCCCGUGUCUUCGCCAGUUGUCUCCUUAUGACCAACCAAAUUUUGUGUCACUUCUCUUCUUCUUGACUCCGCCCCCGGUUUUCGAUAACUCCUUCUCGGCACACACAACGCAUAGACACGCACGCAUACACCCAUCCACACAUACACACACACAAUAUUCGAGUUUGACUCGGAUUCAAUACUAUUUCAUCUCUUAACAGUUCGCCUCUCGCUAAUCACUUUCCUUCUCUCCUACCACUUAUUCUUCUUACCCUUCUUAUCAACAAAACUGUCUCUCAAAAAUUAUUUUUUUUUUCUGCGUCUGGACGCGGUUGUGCCCCACUACGCAAGAAACCCAUCGGCGCCCUUCAUAUUUUAUAGCUUUUCGGGCAUCGGUGGCUGUGUCUGUUUCGGCCGACACAUAACAAUCAUACCAUAUCGAUCACAGUGCAUUCGAUUCCCAAAAGACAUUCUCUAUCGGAGUGUGUCUCUUAUCCGUUCUCUUCUCAACUAUUUCUGAUGGUGGGCUUUGAGGUUUAAAAAGUUGAUUCGCUGAUUCUCUCACGCCUUUCACCUAGACCUAGUUCCCACGAAAGUUUGGAACUCCUCGGAUGUUUUCUCUGUUCGCCGCCACAUGACCGCUCUAUCCAACGGUAUCACGAGAUGCGCAGCCGGCUUUCGAGCAUAUUCCUCUCUUCUCCCAACUCUUGCACUUUGCUUCUUGGGGCACACUCGCAUACGUCUUCCUUGUUUUCUUUGCCAGUACCACCAGCAUCCCAUCCUCUCGCUCUCUCUCUCUCCCGCUCUCUUCCUUUCCGUAGAAGAAGAAGAAGACGACAACAGCGGAGGCACGACGCCACCCUCUGUCUCCUCCGCACGUAUGUCGUCGGUCCUGUGUGCGUGUUAGGGUGAGUGGGGAGAGCGUGCGAGCGUCCGUGAGUGUAUUUCUUUUUGUGUUGUGUGCGAGUUAGUGAGCGGACAGCGAGCGCGCGCGAACCGUCUGGGGUCUCUGUGGGACGAGAGAGUGCGUCCUCCUCCUCCUCUUCCUCCCAGCAACCUUCGCCUCGAUAGCCCUCCUCUCAUCAUCACCGUCUUCGUCGUCGCCUUCUUUCGCCUUCCCGGGCCACUAUCACUGAGCGUGUCUGCCUGCGCAGUGCUCUCGUUGUGAGGCCAGAAGAGACACCGGCACACGUGCCGGCGCUGUGUUUUUUGGGAUCAAAGGGGGAAACGAGAAAAGUGCAAAGGGGCAGAGUCAGGACAAGGACGUGGGGAUGGAUAUGGAAGAAAAGGGGGUCAGUUGAGUAUACACACACACACAUCAAAACGAGAUCUGCAUACAUUCAAAUUACUGUAGUGCACCUUCCAAUAUCACCUUAUUCAUUACCUGCUCACCUUUAUACCUUCUUAAUGUAUUAAUUUUUUGAAACUCCUUACCGAACAUCUAUUUUCAGAUCAAUGUGGCCACAAGGUGGCCCAAUGGGUGCACCGGGUUCCUCCGCGCACAUGCCCCCCGGUGCCCAGUUCCCUGGCCCUAUGAAUCCCGGAAUGCAUUCCUAUCCGGGACAGAUGCCUCUGCCAUACGGUCAAAUGGAGGGAAACCACGCCAUGUACGAUCAGCGGAUGAUGGCCGCGAGAGCCGGCGGGCGGCCCAACAUGAUGCCCGAUUACCCGCAAAUGCCAAUGGGACAGCAUCCGUUAGUUUUUAUUUUUCAUUACAUCAAGUAUAACGUAGAACUGAUAGAAGAAGAAAAAAAUAAAGGAAAGAAUAGGGAGGUAACAACUUCAGCUUCUAACCCUAUAAGAAAAAAGAAAUACGGACCUUAUUUCACAUGAUCAAUUUCGUGUAGUCACAAGUUUAGCGUAAUUGAUUUUUAAAAAAAUUUUUUCAGCGGAAAUCAAAUGAUGCGAAUGCAUGUUCAAUACCCUGGACAACCUGGACAACAUCAAAUGCCAGCUCAUCAUCAGAUGCAAUACGGACAAAUGGUAAGUAGCCAGAGAAUGAGAGCGACUCAAUUACGGUACAUUUUCAGAUGAGAGCACCACCGGUUUCGGUGUACGGACAAAUGAAUCAGCCGCAGCCGUACCCAGUGACGGCUCAUCCGAAUCCAGCGCCCGCUCCGUUUGUAGCUCAAGACGUCAGAGUUAUGUACGAGACAACAUACGCGUACAAAGUGGAGAGAGAGCUGUUCGAGGAGUGCGCGAUUCCACCGGGAAACACCGGAGUGGAAGCAGAAGUCACUCACGAGGCAUUCCAAUUGCUCGAAUCGUGAGUUUCAAUUAAACUUAUUUUGAUGUGAAGUUUCAAUUUCAGAGAGGGUUAUGAUGUGAUUCUGUCGGUGUGGCGCGGAACCAAGGGAACGCACGACGUCGCCUUCAGUGUGUACGUCAACGAACAUCUAGUGCUCAAUCACACCUCCGACAACAAGGCUGUCUCCUUGAAACAGUUCCUUCGAAGCGGGAAGAAUAUUAUACAGUUUGGAUACAACAGUCACGAUCAAGUGAGUACAUGCCCAUCUCAAUCAUUCAAACGAAUUUCGAUUUUCAGUCGCACAGAGUUGCCUGUGAAUUCGUGACAAGAAAGAGCAUGCUCGAUCUGCGGAAGAUGUUGUUCCACAGGCCGGACAUUCCGAUGAUCAUGGGCCAACAGAGAUAUCAACGUAAGACACUUUAUUUUUUGAUAACAUAUAACCGCCUCAAUCACUUGCAGUUCAAGUACAAGCUUCCAAGAAAACGAACGGGAUGCUGGUCAUCCCGCUCAAUUGCUCACUCACAAAGAAGAGAAUGUUCACUCCAGUCAGACACAAUGAUUGCAAAAGAGCGCUCUUCGACAUGGGACAGAUGAUCAGUCAGAACAAGGACAAGACUCGUUACUUCUGUUCUCAUUGUCAUAACUACUUCAAGUUCGAGGACAUGGUCGUCGACUACUGUGCCUUCCAAGUCAUCACCCAAUUGCCGCCAGGAAUCUCCGACUUUAUCAUCGACAGACACGGCCAGAUCCGGCCCGGAGAGCACGAAAAAGAGGAGACGGUGAAGCCAAAAAGAGGCAAAAAGCGGGCUGAGAGGAACGACGACACCACGAUAAAGCGGAUAAAGUCGGAAACAAUGGUCCGGCAGGAUCCGGGAAUGUUCCCAGAUGUGCAUGCACGGUCGGUCCAAUUCAGUCCGAUGCCGACGCCCGGAAGUGUGCCGCCCGACUGGACCCGCCUCCAGAGUCCUUCGUUCAGCAUGCAAAGUCCGAACAAGAUCCAGCUGGGACCGGCCACUCCAGCCACUCCAGGAAUGGUCUUCCAGAAUCCGGCAUCUGCUGGGUCCAUGCUGAACAUGUCAUCUCCGAGGCAAACGACGUUGAUGUCUGCAGCACAUCAACUGCCAAUGGCCGCCCCCGUGGACUCAGCAGCGACCGCCCGUUCGGGAUCCGCCCCGUACACUCCCGAAUCCGUGAAGAUCGAUCGAUGGGAAGCAGUGUUCCACAUUCCAAACAGUGAGCUGUUUGUCGCAGGAAAGGAGUGCAUAAUGGAUUGCGAAAGGCUCGUUGCUCACUAUAUGUACGAAACGAAGAGUGUGACCUUCGAGAACAUUGAAACUUCUUCGAUGGUGAGCUUGUAUCCCUAAGCCUUCCGGUUUGCCAAUGAUCCCUAUUUGCAGGAAGAGGCGCCAAACCAUUCGCAGCCGGAGAACUCUCAGUCCAUGAUGGCUCCCGGGAGCAGCUCCUCGAGUAGCUCAACAUUCACUCCUCCGUUCGACGACAUCCACCUCGGCAACCGGCGAUCCCACUGA